AUGUUUAAUAAAAAAUUUAAAAAACAAGGUUCUUUUUCAUUUCAUGAUCAAGAAACCAAAGAAUAAAAUAGUAAUACUAAUGCAUCUAAUAUAAAUUAAAAAAAAUAGACUCAAAAUUGCUUAACUUUUGAAAAGGAUGAAAAUUUUGAUUUAACUAAAAAAUAUGUGAAAGUAGACAAAAAACCAGUAGUAGACACUCACAAUCAUGUAAUCUAAUAGGAGAAGAGCGAGUAUCUAAAGGAGUUGGAGGAAGAGAAUAGGAUGAAUAAUUAUAUAGCAAAAAACAGUUUGGAAAAUGUGGAGGAAAUCAAUAUUGUAGAUUUAGAAAAUGAUGGAAUUUAUGAAGAUAAUCAAUAAGUAAGGAGAAAUAAAAAAUAGCAAAAUAUAAUUAUAAUAGAUGAAACAGAUAAUAAUUUAAUCACAGAUAUGGAUAAUAGGAGAAUGAAUAUGAUAGGAAUAGCCAAAUAAGAAAAGGUUUUUUAUGAGCAUCAAUCAGAUGAUGAAGAAUUCAAUAGAUUUGAGAAAAACAUCAUUGAAUCUAAUAUUGUCUCAUAUGAUUAUGCAAAUAAUGGUUUUAAGACAUUCAAUUUUAAUGACUCAUAAUAAAUCAACUAUUGUGGUUUUCUUGAUAACUUCUCAUAAAUAAAUUUGAAAUCAAUACUUGGAAAUUUGUAAACACUUAUCUCUUAAGAAAUUUUCAAAAAGGACAGAUUAUAAAAUGAAGCUGAUAGAUCCAUCUAAGUUCUUUAGUCAAGUAAAAUGUUGAUAAAAAAUUGGCUAGAAUAAAAUUAAGAUUUAUAUAAGCAAUUAAGAGAAUUUGAGUUAGUAAAUGAAUACUUCCAAUGUUUUAAUGAUAUGAUAAAAUAAAAGGUAAAAGUUUAUUAUGUAACCCUAGAUACCAACUCUUUUCAAAUUAUAUGACGAAUUUGAGGAAAUGCAUGAUGAAUAUUAUAAUUUGAUUGAAACAAGAAUUGAAGAAUAAGAAUUGAUAUUUUCUUAUUUGUUUUAAGGAAUACCAAACGAAAUAAUUCUCAACUACGCCAAGGAUAUUUGCUUACAUAUGAAUGAUGUAGAUGAAGAAUACUUAGAUUUAGAGAAGAUUUGUGAAAAUUACUUUAAUGUAAUGUUUGUGGUACCAAAUGCUAAAGUCCUAUAACCAAUCUUUGAUUAUCACAUUUUAUUGAGAUUUAUUGAGUUGUAUUGCGAAAACCUGAAUGAUUGUGAAUCCGAUUUGUUUGAUGGUUUAGUCUCUGACAAAUCCUUACUAUGUUAAUUGAUAAUGUAAUGCAGAUUCAUAAAAGGAUUAUUAACAUUAAAUCCUGUUCAAACCAAAUUUAUUCAACAAUUUUUUAGAUCAAUCUUAAAACACACCUAUCAGUUUUUAAAAUAAUCAAAUACAGAGGAGGCACAAUAAUGUUUGAAUUACAUCAAAUCGUUGCUUGAUUCAGUUGUAAAAUCAAUUUACAAGAAGUCUUGUAUUUAUGGGCCAUAAAUAGUUGAAUAUUUAAAUAUGAUGAAAGAUAUUCUACCUAAAGAUACAUUUGAAAAACUAAUAACAAUUGUUUAAUGA
Molecule: messenger RNA, 1570 nt
Organism: Paramecium octaurelia
Lineage: Eukaryota; Ciliophora; Oligohymenophorea; Peniculida; Parameciidae
Source: the annotation of a GenBank genome assembly